CAACCAGCGUUAUAGCCUAACCUAAAUGCAAAGAAAUCAGCUUGGAUAUCCACAUGUGCGAUGAAGAACAAAAGUGGUUGCAACAAGGGGGGGUCAAAAACAACAAGAUAAGGACUUGAGCAAGAAUAUUUUGUAAAAAUAAAUAUUGCAAGUUAUUCAGGUGUUUCUAUCAAACCAUUGGAAAAGGUUUUGGAACCAUGUACGGUGCCUUUUCUUUCCCAAUGACUGCGGAGCGCAGUCGGAAUAAGGAACGUAUGGAGGCCAGUCUGACCGGACUUUGUGAGCUGGAGAUCCGCAAGCAGAGGCAGGAGUGCCUGGUCCUCGGUGCUCUGGCCCUGGGGGAGCCCAUGCCCGAAAAUUACACAAGGAACGAGCUAUCGGGUUUCAGCAGUUGGGGGCAAGAGAACUUGACAUUGAGACGUCAUCUGAGUGCGCUCCAGAGCUCCCCCUGGGGGCUGAUGCUGGCACUGGAACAGCAGGUGGGCGAGCUGAGAGUGGACACAGAUGAUGUCACCUAUGAGGGGACCCAAGGGGACAGUCGGCCCAACUCAGGGCUCUAUGAGUUGAGUGAGAGCCAGUCUCCAAAGGGGCAUUCCUGUCGCUCUGACUUCCUAGAGCCCCACCCUGGCUGGGGCUUCAGCAGCACAGAGAGGCCGAAGUCUCUGGGCUAUGCCCUCCAGCUGACAGGUGAGAGUCUGAUGGAGCCAGCCCCUCAUGCUACUGUUCCUCUCUCCUUCGCCGCCCCCUAUCCACACCUUGAGGAAAUCGCUGAGGAGGGUACGGCCGAGGAGCCCUGGCGGUGGGACCUACACUGUGCCCAGGGUUGGGAGGAUGAGGACCAGGCCACCCAGGAGGAUUUCCAGCAGGCCAUGAGGGUUAAAGGCUACAUCCUGGGUCUCAUCCAUCGCUACGCGCUCUCACCCCGGCCAUGCAUGCCUCGUACCAGCCUGGGGCCUGACCCCUCCACCCCCUACUCCUCCAGCAUAAACAGGCAGAGCAGCCUGCGAAGGAAACCUACUCUUCACACCUCCGAGCACUGCAUCUCUGACCCACAGGACCUCUACCCUGACCCUGAGUGCCAGGCCUGGUGGUGUGACUCGCUAGACAGGGAGGAAUGGGGGGGAGAGGCCCCAUCCAUGGAGAAGGACUGUUAUCGGUCUUUACCCUACCCCCACUUUAGACCCCACUUCCUGGCCGGGGGCCAUACACCCUCCCUGGACCCCACUUGUGGAGCUCUGGACCCUUGUAUUAGUAGUGCGUCUGAUUCCCCCAAGCACUACCCUGCGCUGCCCCACUCCCCGGCUUCAUAUAACCACUUGGUCAGUGCCCAGUACAUCCCUGGGCAGGCCUGCCACACCUCUGUACGCUCCCCCUCACACUUUCCUCCAGAACGCUCCCCCUCACACUAUCUUCUAGAGCCCUCCAAGCCCAGCCAAACCUUUGUGUCCCCAGACCAGAGCAGCUCAAAGCCCAGGGCCAUGGAGAAGAAAAGCCAUGAGGAGAGACAGAGCUCCAAGAAGCCUGGCCACAAGACCUGCCGCUCCCAGUCUGAGAACAGUCUGAUGGGGAAGAGGGCUCUCCCUAAACGCAGGUACAGCACAGCCGAGCACCCCCAGCACCAGAGGGGCCAGGUCCCAUAUGCAGGCCCCCAGCAUAAGAACAAUGCUGGGGGACGACGCUGGUGCUCCACCCUGGAGCUCAGCCAGGAGGAAGGGGAGACCCAGGGUGAGCAGGCCCACAGACGCCCACCUCGUAGGGCCCGCCACACUCAGGCCUGCUCUCAUCCCAACCCCAACCACCACUCCCAGGUCCAUGCCCAGCCUUGCCUCUUAGAAUACCCAGAGAGAGCACCUCUGUGUCGGGGAGAGGAGGGCUAUGUGCGGGCCGCCCCUGGGGAGUCAGAGUCCAGCAUGAGUGAGGUGUACUCCCCUGCCUCCAGCUCUCUCUCCAGUGAUUCUGAUGAGGGGGGGCUGGUAUGGCCCCAGCAGCUGCCCCCUCGCCUGGCCCCCUCCGCUUCCUCCUCCCCUAAGGCCUCCCCAGAGGCCUCCUCGCAGCCGAAGGCCUUUGUCAAAAUCAAAGCCUCUCACGCCCUGAAGAAGAAGAUUCUGCGAUUCCGCGCCGGCUCUCUCAAAGUCAUGACUACAGUUUGAGACACAUGUCACUGUUUCUACUGCCCAUAUCUUGCACAGUUUAAUCCUACAUAACCUACAGUUUACACCCUCCGUCUACCUCUGCUGGUUCAUGCAGCACUGUCAUAAAAAAAAAUCUGCUACUUUACCUUUGGGAAAAACUAUGAUGUCUGUAACUGGCCUAAGAUCAGCAUCAUGAUAUCAUCUAGCUAAACCACAUUUCACCAUCAUCAGAAUGUGCAUUAACCAUCAACUUGUCUAAUGAAGUCAUCCUCUGAUGGUUACACUGCCAUGUCACAUAUGGACACCUGAACGUGAACUGCUACCUCUCUUCUCUUAGCUGCACCACCUUGCAGCCUUGACCUGAAGCCAAUGUCUGUAGCACUGGCCAUGUAGGGGGUGACUGCAGUGAGGGGUCAACACAUACACACACACACACACACUUCUGUAAAUACCUACAGUGCCUUGCGAAAGUAUUCGUCCCCCUUGAACUUUGCGACCUUUUGCCACAUUUCAGGCUUUAAACAUAAAGAUAUAAAACUGUAUUUUUUUGUGAAGAAUCAACAACAAGUGGGACACAAUCAUGAAGUGGAACGACAUUUAUUGGAUAUUUCAAACUUUUUUAACAAAUCAAAAACUGAAAAAUUGGGCGUGCAAAAUUAUUCAGCCCCUUUACUUUCAGUGCAGCAAACUCUCUCCAGAAGUUCAGUGAGGAUCUCUGAAUGAUCCAAUGUUGACCUAAAUGACUAAUGAUGAUAAAUACAAUCCACCUGUGUGUAAUCAAGUCUCCGUAUAAAUGCACCUGCACUUUGAUAGUCUCAGAGGUCCGUUAAAAGCGCAAAGGUGAAGAACAAUGAACACACCGGGCAGGUCCGAGAUACUGUUGUGAAGAAGUUUGAAGCCGGAUUUGGAUACAAAAAGAUUUCCCAAGCUUUAAACAUCCCAAGGAGCACUGUGCAAGCGAUAAUAUUGAAAUGGAAGGAGUAUCAGACCACUGCAAAUCUACCAAGACCUGGCCGUCCCUCUAAACUUUCAGCUCAUACAAGGAGAAGACUGAUCAGAGAUGCAGCCAAGAGGCCCAUGAUCACUCUGGAUGAACUGCAGAGAUCUACAGCUGAGGUGGGAGACUCUGUCCAUAGGACAACAAUUAGUCGUAUAUUGCACAAAUCUGGCCUUUAUGGAAGAGUGGCAAGAAGAAAGCCAUUUCUUAAAGAUCCAUAAAAAGUGUUGUUUAAUGUUUACCACAAGCCACCUGGGAGACACACCAAACAUGUGGAAGAAGGUGCUCUGGUCAGAUGAAACCAAAAUUGAACUUUUUGGCAACAAUGAAAAACGUUAUGUUUGGCGUAAAAGUAACACAGCUUAUCACCCUGAACACACCAUCCCCACUGUCAAACAUGGUGGUGGCAGCAUCAUGGUUUGGGCCUGCUUUUCUUCAGCAGGGACAGGGAAGAUGGUUAAAAUUGAUGGGAAGAUGGAUGGAGCCAAAUACAGGACCAUUCUGGAAGAAAACCUGAUGGAGUCUGCAAAAGACCUGAGACUGGGACGGAGAUUUGUCUUCCAACAAGACAAUGAUCCAAAACAUAAAGCAAAAUCUACAAUGGAAUGGUUCAAAAAUAAACAUAUCCAGGUGUUAGAAUGGCCAAGUCAAAGUCCAGACCUGAAUCCAAUCGAGAAUCUGUGGAAAGAACUGAAAACUGCUGUUCACAAAUGCUCUCCAUCCAACCUCGCUGAGCUCGGGCUGUUUUGCAAGGAGGAAUGGGAAAGAAAUUCAGUCUCUCGAUGUGCAAAACUGAUAGAGACAUACCCCAAGCGACUUACAGCUGUAAUCGCAGCAAAAGGUGGCGCUACAAAGUAUUAACUUAAGGGGGCUGAAUAAUUUUGCACGCCCAAUUGUUCCGUUUUUGAUUUGUUAAAAAAGUUUGAAAUAUCCAAUAAAUAUCGUUCCACUUCAUGAUUGUGUCCCACUUGUUGUUGAUUCUUCACAAAAAAAUGCAGUUUUAUAUCUUUGUUUGAAGCCUGAAAUGUGGCAAAAGGUCGCAA
Molecule: messenger RNA, 4172 nt
Organism: Oncorhynchus keta (chum salmon)
Lineage: Eukaryota; Metazoa; Chordata; Actinopteri; Salmoniformes; Salmonidae
Product: dapper homolog 3-like
Exons: 4
Coding region: 198-2150 (650 amino acids)
Biological process (GO): negative regulation of canonical Wnt signaling pathway
Cellular component (GO): cytoplasm
Source: RefSeq, a predicted model, not a curated record